Blastomyces gilchristii SLH14081 is the source of this 4798-nucleotide messenger RNA. Its product is annotated as STE/STE11 protein kinase. NCBI's taxonomy places the organism in Eukaryota, Fungi, Ascomycota, Eurotiomycetes, Onygenales, Ajellomycetaceae. The record is from RefSeq and is a predicted model, not a curated record. The transcript has 7 exons. Gene Ontology annotation, biological process: signal transduction; protein phosphorylation. Bases 1403 to 4126 code for a protein of 907 amino acids. Gene Ontology annotation, molecular function: ATP binding; protein binding; protein kinase activity.
AAAGGAACACUUGGUAGACUAAUCCCUCAUCCUCAUCCCCCCCAUAAGGGAUAUUAUAGUCAUCCCAUGGAUGUUGGUGAAGGUUCCAUGUUUAGAAAAAUAUUGCCCUGUUCACAGGCACAAGACGAGUUUGAGGACCAACAAACCCAAAGGCCCUGUUUGUCCGCGAGAAAAGACCUCUUUAGGAAAGUAAUGUCAGGAGGUUGAAGCCCUGCCGAAAGUUGGGGUUACAUACAUAUUCUUAUUAUUAUUUUAUUAUUGGGGUUGGUUCACCUCGUUCCUGGUCGUAUACUCCGUACUGUGUGCGUAAAUAGACAUGCGUUUGAGAGGUAUUGUAUCUAUGUCAGCCUCAUCCUGCAUAUAUAAAAGAAUCAAUCAAUGCAUUGUUGCACCGUAGCAACAUAGGAACGACAAGGAGUUAGUUAUGUAGCCCAAUAGAAGGAAUAAUGGCUUUUUUACUGUUAUUUAUUUUAAAUAGAAACUCGCAGGAUUGGGAACAACUCAGCGCAAAGAUCGCAGCAUAAGGAGAGAAAUCCCUCCGUUCCUCCCCGUCUCCCUUGAAGCCAAGCCCGCCUGGAUCGAAGCGUCUCACCUUCUAGCCUCUAGGGGCCUCUACUGUGUAGUAACUGCGUACAUCAAUCGGUUUUGGGCGACGGCUUGUCACAGAACUUGCGCCGCUGGAUGUUUCGAGUUUCGGUUGGAGCCAAUAAGGGUGCGCUGCUGAUCUUUGUUUUACCUUCGCUUGGGCGUCCAAACUACAACCCACCACCGCUUGCUUCAACCUCACCUCUUUGCAGCCCAACAACUGCCCCAGAGUACGGUGUCUCUCAUCCACUUGCAGCUUUUGCAACUGUCGUUCUCUCUCAAGGCUAUUUCGAGGUGUUGCUGAACCCUGAGGUUGUUUGCUGAUUUUGGGUUGUUUCCAGUGUGUGCAGUGUCUCUGUUUGUUGAUCGCUGCCGCUCUCAGGGCUCGUUCGUUCGUUGUCUUCCACCCCCCACCAGGACAGCCAGCCUCCAAUCCGACAUUAUUUUGAUCUCACCCCUACACUUCUUCCUGGCUUUGAAAUUCGACUUAUAUCCGGUAUUGCAGGACUUCUAUCCCCGGCCUUCAUGAAGUCUUUCGUGGCCGCUUAUUAAGAGCCUCUCUCCAGAUAUCGGACUGCGGUCCUGUCUCGAUGUCAACGACUCUUGAACAUAUCGAUGGGGUAAUUUUUUUUCUUCAGGAACAAACAUAAUUUUGAGGUUCCUCUUUUAAAUAUCUGCGCUGCUAUCUCAACCACUCCCUAACGCAUCCGAACUUUCAGUAAAACUGGCGUUAACACUCCCAGUCCGCUUCAAUAUAUUCUCGUCACUCUUCUUGUUUUGGAAUUUUUUGGUCCGUUAAACCUCGGGGUGCGGAACGAUGUUGAGCUCCCAACCCCAAUACUCUGCCGGAUUACCACUACACACCCCAUCUCAACUACCGUCAUCCUUAUCUACUUCCUAUAUGUCUUUACCGUCCCAUAAAUCGGGUCUUCCCACGGCUACUCGCGAUGGCCCAUUCUCUAGCCCGACAGAAUCUGAAUUCUCCGAUGGUUAUGAUGGGAUGGACUCUGUCCGGUCCUGGGAUGAAAAAAAGGUAAUAGAUUGGCUGCAUAGCAUACGCUGUGGACAAUAUGAAGCGCUGUUCAAAGCAAACCAUUUUAAUGGCGAUAAUCUCCUUGACUGCGAUCAGAAGAUUCUACAGGAAAUGGGUAUCAAGAAAAUCGGAGACCGAGUGCGGAUUUUCGUUGCGAUCAAACAGCUCAGAAACAGGAAUGUAUCGAAUCGCAAAAAGCGGAAUAGGGAUUCGUUAGCUGCCCUCGAUUCUGCCCAGUUUACCCCAUCCUCUUCUGAAUCUCCCCGCGCAGCAAAUUCUAGACAACAUGCGGGGGGAAAUCGUCGAUGGUCUCGACAUGUCGACCUUCCAUCCCUUACAGGCUACAACACAAGCUACACAGCAUCAGGAAGGGUUUCAUCCAGGCCUUCUUCGCCUCCUGCAGAUUCCGACCGCGGCCUACGGUCAUAUAGGUAUCCAGGUGCUAGUACGAUGGAAAGUUCCCGGAGGGAUAGGGAUCAAGGAGACGUUCCCCAGACCGCCAGAGCAGUCAUGCACAUUAGACAAAAUCCCAGCAUGGAUGGAAUCACCAUGGGAUCACUUCCACCCAAUUCACCAGUGAUUCGAGUAAUACAUUCAGGCGGUCAGACAAAAGUCUUGAAUAUAAAGCAUUGCAAAACCCCCGAGGAUAUUAUCAUUUGCGUUCUAAGAAAACUCCUCCUUCCAGAAUCCCACUAUAAGAACUACUGUUUUUAUGUGCUCGACGGCUUAGAUCCUAACCCAGACAACUGCCGUCGCUUGUCUGAUUCAGAAUUGCUGAAGAUAUGUGAUGGCCUCCAUAGAUCUGAGCGUGGUCGGCUGAUUUUGAGGAAGAUUCAUGCUGGCGAGCCGGAGCCAGAGGAACUCCAGAGGGCAGCUCAGAUUGCUCUUGAUGAAAGCCAAACGGCACAUUUGAAUGCUCUUAGCGGCACCAAUGUACGGAACCAGAUUAAACUCCAAAAACUCACCGGCGAAUCAUGGCAUAACAUCCGACAACCUUUGUCACCCUUAUCAGCCACCGACCGCAAUAGAGAGGAGUUCCAACGGCAAACACCUUCCGAACGACACCAGGCUGCGAAGUUGCGGUCAUUUUUCGGUGCCCGGCCGCCUAGUGAAAUGAUUAUCCACGAACUCACCUCGUAUUUCCCAAGCCACCAGAAGGAAGACAUUGAAAAGACGAUGCGAUUAUCCGUGCGAAGAUCACAACGUAUGAGCCGUGCUGCAAGUCGAUUGAGUGUUGUUAGCAACCUUAGUUACGCCUCGAGUUUGAAAGAUGCACCACCCAUCCCUAGUAUUGCGGACACCUGGUUGACAGGAAAUAAUGGGUCUGCAAGGCCUGCGAGGCCGUUAUCUGUUUCCAAAUUCAACUUACCACCCCAGAUGUCGUUCCGCGAUUCCGUAGCAUCUUCACUCCAGCCACUUCAAGAGGAAUCACCCAUCGAACCUAACCGAAAAUCCUAUGUUUCCUUUGAUAGUGGUUCUGACCACACUUCUGGAGAGACUGAUCGUCAGACUUUCCUGGAUGAGACAGUUAGCCUCGCUGCCACCGAUGGUGCUGGAUCAAUUAACGAACGACUUAGCAUGAUAGUAGCAGAAGAUGGGGAGGAAGAGGAUGAUGGAUUGGCUGCUUUCCUGGCGGGUGACAAUUUCGGGAACAAAAACUGGAUGAAAGGAUCUCUAAUUGGUGAAGGAUCAUUUGGAAGUGUCUUCCUAGCUCUCCAUUCCAUCACUGGAGAACUCAUGGCUGUCAAGCAAGUAGAGCUGCCAUCCGCCACCAAGGGGACAGAGUUUGACCAAAGGAAGAAUAGCAUGGUCACCGCUCUGAAGCACGAAAUCGACCUACUCCAGGGCCUGCAACAUCCAAAUAUCGUGCAGUAUCUAGGAACAUCCACUGACGAGCACCACCUCAAUAUCUUCCUUGAGUACGUCCCCGGAGGCUCCAUCGCCAUGAUGCUCAAACAAUACAACACCUUCCAGGAGCCGUUAAUCAAGAACUUCGUCCGCCAAAUAUUGGCAGGUCUCUCCUACCUACACAGCCGCGACAUCAUCCACCGGGACAUCAAGGGUGCCAACGUCCUCGUCGACAACAAGGGAGGCAUCAAAAUCUCCGACUUUGGUAUCUCCAAGCGCGUCGAGGCUUCGACCGUGCUGGGAAGUGGUGCCAAUCUAGGCGGCGGCGCCGGCCAUCUACAUCGCCCCUCUCUCCAAGGUAGUGUAUACUGGAUGGCACCCGAGGUCGUGAGACAGACUGCUCAUACGAAGAAAGCCGACAUCUGGAGUCUAGGAUGUCUCGUCGUUGAGAUGUUCAUUGGUGCCCACCCAUUCCCCGAUUGCAGUCAGCUGCAGGCUAUUUUUGCAAUUGGCAGUAAUCAGGCACGUCCGCCACCGCCAGAAAAUGCUAGCAAAGAGGCCAUGGCGUUCUUGGAUAUGACGUUUGAGAUUAAUCAUGAAAAGCGCCCCAGUGCGGAUGAGUUGCUUAGCAGCCCAUUCUUGUCACAGGCGAUGCCUUAAAAAUCUCCAAUGACCGUCAAGAAGCUGGCGUUUACGCUUGGGAUAUGAUUCAUGUCUUGGUUCUAUUGUCGUUUCCGUAUUCUUUCCGGUUUUCUCUCACAUUUUGGAACGAUUCUCGCUCCUAGUCGGAGCAAUUGAUGCUACUGAUUGGAUGGGGUUUAUGAAAAAUUCUCUGUUCCGCCCAUAUAAAUGACCCCCUGCUUCUUUAUCAUCGAUACCACCCAUGCAUGCUCUUUCUGUCCACUCCAUUCACUCUAGCUGGUCCUAGCCUGUUUGCUUUAAUGUAUAUUGUUCUCUGCAUUCAAUCUCCCUCCCAAGCAACAUUGACCGUCAUUUUCACCACAGAAAAAAUUUUUUGGAUGCAUUUUUUCCCCCUUCUGCUCCUUUGCUCUUUAUGCUACUGAGUUAACAUUAAGCGGCACUUUUUCUUUCUGGUAUUUCCAAUUUAUUUCUUCGCUUCUCAUUUCCAUUCAUCUGCAUCGGGACUGGGUUCGAGAAGGGGAGCGUUUCGUUCCUUGCGUAAUUGAUUAGAAGGUUGCAUACAUUUUUGCCGCUGAUGAUAGUAAUGAGAGCGAUGAAACUAGCAGAGACCUUGUCAAGUUUCUGUUUACUUCAAUCCUGUUAUUUAUAUAUACAUUGGUUAUUCGAAUAUGAAGUCCUGUUCUUUUUCCA